This is a messenger RNA of Arabis nemorensis, 1234 nucleotides long. The record is from the annotation of a GenBank genome assembly. Lineage: Eukaryota; Viridiplantae; Streptophyta; Magnoliopsida; Brassicales; Brassicaceae.
UUGGGAGCCUCAUGAAUUCAGUUGCAUAUUCUGUGAACUUGAUGCUGCAGCUUCUUGUGUUGGGGAGAGUCAGGACACCGGUUCAUCUUCAUCAUCAUCACUGAGACUGGCAGCGCAAGAGCAAAACGAGGGUUACCAAGUCACUGAAGCUCUACGUGCUCAGAUGGAAGUCCAAAGAAGACUACAUGAGCAAUUGGAGGUGCAACGGAGACUCCAGCUGAGGAUAGAGGCUCAAGGAAAGUACCUGCAAUCGAUUCUUGAGAAAGCUUGCAAGGCCUUUGAUGAUCAAACUGCGGCUUUUGCUGGGCUUGAGGCAGCUAGGGAAGAGCUAUCAGAGCUAGCCAUCAAAGUGUCCAAUGGCUCUCAAGGAACAACAGUCCCGUUCUUUGAUGCAACUAAGAUGAUGAUGAUGCCAUCUCUGUCCGAGCUUGCAGUAGCCGUAGACAACAAAAACAACAUCGCAACCAACUGCUCAGUAGAAAGCUCUCUGACGUCCGCCACCAAUGGGAGCUCGGUUUCUGCUGCAUCGAUGAAGAAGCGGCAUCGUGGGGACAAUGUGGGCGUCGGCUCGGAGAACAACAAGAAGUAUGCUGAGUUGGACGCGAAGCUUGAACGGAAAAUGGUGGAGAGCCGGAGGAAUUAUCCGGGACAUCGGAGUUUAAAGUCCAUGGAUUCAAUAAUCAUGAAGUUUCCUAAGCUGAGAGAAGGAUUAAGAAACAUAAGAAACGUUUUCGAAUCCUACGAUAAAGAUAGAAACGGAACAAUCGAUAUGGAGGAGCUGAAGAAAUGCUUAGAGGAAUUAAACCUGAGUUUGUCGGAGGAAGAAGUGAAAGGUUUAUAUGGAUGGUGUGAUGUUGAUGGAAGCAAAGGGAUACAGUUCAAUGAGUUUGUAGUACUUCUCUGUCUCAUUUAUCUUCUAGCAAAACCUUCCCCUAAAUCUAGCGCGGAAUCGAGAGAGAUGGGUCCAAAGUUGGUUGAAUCUAUAUUUGAUCCGAUAGUCGAAGUGUUCUUGUUUUUGGACAAAGAUGGUAAAGGGAAAUUGAACAAGGCUGAUGUGAUAAAAACAUUGAAUAGCGAAGACUAUCCAUUAGAGAGAUCUCCUUCACAUGUCACCAAUAUGAGAUUCGAAGAAAUGGAUUGGGGAAAGAAAGGGAAAGUGGGUUUUAGGGAGUUUCUAUUUGCUUUCAUGAGUUGGGUGGGUCUUGAUGAUGCGGAGGAUUAUAUGAGCAGCUAA